UAACACCCGGCUCGUGUUCGCAGGAGACGGGCCCGCAGCCGCUGGCGGCCGGCGGCGCGUGGCGGUGCCGCACCGAGGUGCGCGCCGUGCACAAGCCCAUGGACCUGCGUGUGCUGCACCCCGCGCGGUACCCGCCCGAGCCCGAGCUGACCGACCUGUGCGCGCGGCUCAACUGCUCGGGCCUGUGCCUGCUGACGUCGGAUGAGGACGGAGGAGGCGAGGUGGGCGCGCGCUGCGAGUGUCCCGAGCACUGGGCGCUCACCGACGACGGGCGCACGUGCCGCCCCAACUGUACCUCCGCGCACUUCGUGUGCGCCGCCGCGCUCAAGUGCAUACCCUUCUGGUGGCGCUGCGACACGCAGGACGACUGCGGCGACGGGUCGGACGAGCCCGCGUCGUGUCCGGAGUUCCGCUGCUCGCCGGGCCAGUUCCAGUGCCGCAACGGGCGCUGCGUGCACCCGGCACACAUCUGUGACGGCCAGCAGCAGUGUGGCGACGGCUCCGACGAGACCGACUGUGACCAGUUUACGUGCCUGUCGACUCAAUGGAAGUGCCUUGGCAACGUCACUGCGGCGGUGGCGUCACGCUGCGUGCCCGCGGCCGCCCGCUGCGACGCCAAGCGUGACUGUCACUACGGAGACGACGAGUUGGACUGUCCGCCGCCAACCUGUCCGCCGCAACACCUGAAGUGCGGGUCGGGCGCCUGCGUGCCGCUGGUGUGGGUGUGCGACGAGGACCGCGACUGCGAGGACGGCGAGGACGAGGGGCCGGCGUGCGGCAGUCGCACGUGCGCGCGGGACGAGUUCCGCUGCGGGUCGGGCCGCUGCGUGCCGCGCGACUGGCUGUGCGACGGCGAGCCCGACUGCCCCGCCAAGGAGGACGAGAGAGAGUGCGGGUCGCGGGCCGUGUGCGAGGAGACGUACUUCCGAUGUGGCGACUCGCGCUGCAUCCCGGGCCGCUGGCGCUGCGACUUCGAAAACGACUGCACCGACGGCUCCGACGAGCGCGACUGCACGCCGCGGAACUGCUCCGAGUCCGAGUUCAGGUGCGACAACGGCGAGUGUAUCCGCGGGUCGCUGCGCUGCUCGGGCGCGGCCGACUGCAGCGGCGGCGAGGACGAGACCGGCUGCGCACCGCACUGCGGGCCCGAGUCGCGUCUGUGCGCCACCACGCCUCACUGCCUGCCUAGCAGCUGGUGGUGCGACGGCGACGUGGACUGCCCGGACGGGUCGGACGAGGCGGGGUGCGAGCGGGCGAGCGCGGAGUGCGGCGCACGCCUGGCGUGUGGGCCGCGCUGCGAGCCGGCGGCGUGGCGCUGCGACGGCCGCCGCGACUGUGCCGGCGGCGCGGACGAGCUGCCGGCGCUGUGUGCCAACAUCACGUGCCAGCCGCCCAUGAUCAGGUGCGGCGAUGCGACGUGCAUCCCGGCGGGCGUGUUGUGCGACGGCCGCACCGACUGCGCCGACGGCAGCGACGAAGGUGCGGCCGCGUGCUCGGGCAGGCGCGCUGCCCCCGCGUGCGGCCCCUCGCAGCAGCUGUGCGAGGAUGGCCGCUGCGUGAGCGCCGCUGGGGACUGCGACCAGGAUACGUGUUCUUGGCGUACGUGUCCGCAGCUGUGUCUCCACAAGCACGCACACAACCACACCUGCAAAUGCGCCCCCGGGUACCGGCCACGUGCGCUGCCCGACGGAGGCGCCACCUGCCAGGCGCAAGGAGGCGAGGCCCGGCUGGCGGUGUGGUCGUGGUCGGCCGUGCGCGUGUGGGAGCUCCACAAACACGAGCACGACGCACGCGACCAGCCCGCACUCAACUACAACUCCAGUAUCGAAGUGUCGUCCCUAGACGUGGCGCCGCUGGAUGGUGAGUGGUGGGCGUGGUGGGGCGACAGUGCGGGCGCCAUACGUCGCAUCCGGCUCGCGGGAACGUCGGGUUCCACCGCAGACCCCGGGGCCGUGCCGCAGCUGCCCUCGCCCGACGUGCCUCUGGACAUGGGGCAGGCUGAACUUAUCGUGCAGGAGGAUGGUGCGGUGCGGGGUGUGGCAGUGGACGGUGCGGGCGCGCGCAUCUGUUGGACGGCAGUGGUGAGGGGGCGGGGCGAAGGACGCGGGGAGGUGCGCUCCGCUGACGGCGACGGGCGCCGCCGGGUCACGAUGUGGAGCGAGCGGGGCGCCGAGCCCGACGACAUCGUCGUCUGUGUUGAAACCGGCGAGGUGUUCUGGUCGGACCGCGGUGCGUCGCCGGGCGUGUACCGCACGCCGCUGGCGGGUCCGCGCGGCGCGGGGGGCGGGGCCGAGCGCGUGGUGUGGCGCGGCGUGCGGCGCAUCACGGCGCUCGCACUGGACGCGCCCUCGCAGCGACUGUACUUCAUUGACUCGUACCGCGCUCAGAUGGAGAGCGUCAACUAUGACGGUACGGACCGCGUAACACACGCAGUGUUCCGACAGCGGGGUUCAAUCGCUGAAGGUGCGGACGUCGCGGGGGACACGGCAGUGGUGUGGGGCCGCGCCUGCGCUCGCAUGCGGGUGUGGGAGGAGUGGGUGUGGUGCGCGGGGCCCCGCGGGGUGGCCGCCGUGCCGCGUCGCCCCGCGCCCCGCGCUCACGUGACGCCCGCACCCCGCCACCGGGCGCCAGUCCCCGCGCUGGUCGUGCUGCACCCCGCGCUCUACACUCACCACGACUUAAAAAACCCGUGCGUUUUGGAUGGCGGCAAGCCGGCGUGUCAUGACAGCGCGGUGUGCGUGCGCAGUGGGCCCGGGAGCAACGGAGGCAACGCGGCAACAGAAUACUCGUGUCUUUGUCCGGAUGGACUGCGGCCGAUCACGCGAGAUACUCAUGUGGAGUGCGUCAUCGAGGCGGCCGCGGGCGCGUCGUGCCCGCUGGCGUGCGGCGCGGGCCGCUGCCGGCAGGGGGCGGGCGGGCGCGCGUCGUGCCGCUGUCCGCCGCUGUGGGCGGGGCCACACUGCGAGCACUACCGCUGCGCCGCGCACUGCAACCAGCGGGGCCGCUGCCACCUCGCCUCGCCCGACUCCGACACUUCCGAAACCUCCGAUCCGCCGCCUCUGCAGUGCUCGUGCUACGCGGGAUACGCAGGCGAGCGAUGCGAGCAACGUGUGGACGCGUGCGCGCGUGUCGCUUGUGGAGCGGGGACGUGCCGCCAGGCGGGGGGCGCGGCCGUGUGUGAAUGUCCACCUAACUAUACCGGUGAUCAUUGCGAGCGCUGCAUCGGCCACGAGUGUCUCUGCGACAAUUGGUGUGCCAACGGGGGGUCAUGCCACGUGGUGGACGGCGCGGCCGUGUGCGCGUGCGGCGCGGAGUGGCGGGGAGCACGCUGCGAGCUGCGAGCGACGCCCGCCCCGCCCCCCCCGCCCCGCAGCAACGCGGUCGGUGGUGACGAUCACGACUACAAGCCGCAUAAGUCGUCGCUGUGGUGCUCGGGCGCGUGCCUGCACGGCGGGCGCUGCGUGGCGGUGAGCGCGGCGGAGGCGCGGGCGGGUGCGGCGUGCGCAUGCGCGGGCGCGUGGGGCGGCGCCACGUGCGCGCACUACGUGGGCCACGACCACGCCUGUGUGGCGCGGUGUGCGCCGCCCGCCGUGUGCGUGUGGCGACCGGCAGACGGGCCGAGCGAGCUGGGCGUGCCGUACUGCGCGUGCCUGGAGGGCGCCAGCUGCAGCGCACCGCGGGCGGGGCCGGGCGCGGCGCCGGACACGGGCACGCCGGGGGAGGGGGCCUGGCUCCACGGGCUGCUGGCCCUGCUGGCGCUGCUGGGGCUGAUGGCGGCCGUGCUGUUCCUGCUGCAUCGGCGGCGGCGUGGUGCAUUUGUGCACGCGCGCCUGCCCGACAACGUGGAGAUCAGCAACCCGAUGUACCUGGCUGGGGAGGACGAGCCCGCACCAGCCACCUCGCACGCUGCACGCCAGAGCGGCGCGGCCGGCAACCACUUCGCGAACCCAGUGUAUGAAAGCAUCUACGAGCCGCCACGAAUCGCGCCCGAGGAGCAGGCUACUCUGCUAGGACGGGCCGAGGGCUCCCCGUCCCCCGCCGAGGGCGCCGCACUGCUGUGACCUGCUGACACCUGAGGAGUAACCCUCGCCCGUGAUACGCCAUCUGGGACUAACACCGUGCCGAUGGCGACAUCGCAGCUAUUGCUUUAGAGUUAAUUUUUAUAAUGUUGUUUAAUUUACUGUUUUCACACGUAACACGGACACGUUUACGAAACGUAUCAAAACACACAAUGAAUCUUCCUCCGAUAUAUCUCACGUUGCUGCUAUUGUCUUACGGCCGUUUGCAAUAACCUAUCUUUAGUUUAACUUACUAUAGGUAGACAAAUUUAAUCUUUAACGCUUACUUACAUUUCAGUAACCUUUUGACAGAUAGUAUUGGACUAUAACUAUAUUGGACAUUAUUAUGAAUAGAUAAGAUCUUGUCAUUAAACGGUGACAGCAAUGUAGCCGUAAGUUAAACAAAGGGUAGAUAGGUUAUUGAAAACGGCCGUUAGUAGAGUAGGCGUGUCACUCCGGUUACGUGCUUAUCAUUGGCCAGACUGGCGUGUGCGCGAGGUAGCCUCACCAGUUUACUGGUUCUAUAUCCAAAAUUGACUAUCACUCACUGUGACUACGAGUGUUUUGCCAGUGUGCGGCGGGUAAUAUAAUUAAGAUAAAUUAUAUUAAUUGCAAUACUUAGGUUUAGGUAGGCAUACAUACCUAAACUCUUGUAAAAACCAUGGCAUAAUAACAUACUCCGCCUGGUAUUGUAUUCCCGUGAGAUGGGUCACGUGAUUGGCCUAAGAAUACGUCAUCAAUUGCGAUAAGUGUUCUCAAACUAUUUUUGAGUUCAACAACGAUAUGGACUUCCUAUAGGUGUGAGCGACACGACAAUAGCGAUGAAAUGGCGAGCUGUCAGUAUGACGUAAUAUAUUAUAUUGUGGUCUUAGACCAUCGUGGGGAGAGAAUACAACGCGGAGUAUAUUAUGAUACUAUGUUAAAAACAAAAUAGUUGACUAAGCAAAGAAUCAUCGAUGUUGCUACUAUUAUUUUUAUUAGUUUAUAUUGAUUAUUGUACAUAGUGUUAGGAAAUUCAUGAAUUUAAUGAUGACACUGAAACGUUUUUUUUAGUUUUCCUUAAUUUCACCAUAUCAUAUUAGUUAAUUUAAU
Messenger RNA from Leptidea sinapis, 5150 nucleotides. It is a transcript of the gene LRP1, whose product is annotated as prolow-density lipoprotein receptor-related protein 1-like. The record is from RefSeq and is a predicted model, not a curated record. Gene Ontology annotation, molecular function: calcium ion binding; protein binding. Lineage: Eukaryota; Metazoa; Arthropoda; Insecta; Lepidoptera; Pieridae. The transcript has 26 exons. The coding region runs from base 99 to 4061 and encodes 1320 amino acids.